Molecule: messenger RNA, 1195 nt
Organism: Clarias gariepinus (North African catfish)
Lineage: Eukaryota; Metazoa; Chordata; Actinopteri; Siluriformes; Clariidae
Gene: mmgt1
Product: membrane magnesium transporter 1
Exons: 4
Coding region: 63-455 (130 amino acids)
Cellular component (GO): EMC complex; early endosome; Golgi apparatus
Source: RefSeq, a predicted model, not a curated record
CCGGCUUCACACAGCUGGCUCGCUUUAGCCGACUGGAAGCAGUGCACUGCGCUUACUUGAAAAUGGCUUCGUCCUUUUGGAAAGGCGUUGUUGGUUUAGGAUUGUUCGCCUUGGCCCACGCAGCUUUUUCGGCGGCUCAGCAUCGAUCAUACAUGCGACUGACAGAAAAAGAGAAUGAAACUCUUCCAAUAGAUAUAGUAUUACAGACAUUGUUAGCAUUCGUGGUUACAUGUUGUGGAAUAGUCCACAUCUCGGGUGAGUUUAAAGACAUGGACGCGUCUUCAGAGCUUAAACACAAAACAUUUGACACGUUGAGAAACCACCCAUCUUUCUACCUGUUUAAUCACCGAGGCAGGGUGCUCUUUAGCUCACCCGAGCCGGAGGCUCCUACUGCUUCUCCUCAGGCUUUGCCAUCCAAUCCCCUAAGGCUACGCAAGCUGGAGAACUUUCACUGAGACUAGUUUUGAAAGGGGUUCCUCUUGCUUGUUUUGCCGUCUCUUUUCUUCCUCUGCAUCAGUAAGCUCCUCGGUUGGAAUGAGCAUAUAAACAAGUUUUCCUUUCACUCCUCUCUGUCAAUAUGCUGUACAAAUCUGCAUCUCAGCGUGGUUACUACUUUGAAAUCUAUGGACUGUGCCAACCCCUCACUUUUAUAAUUUUUUUUUUCCGCAGCUAAUACAUUUGUUUUAAAACGUCCGACAAAUACACUGUAUUCAAUCAGGUGGCACACAGAGAAGCGACAAACACCAUUUUUUUCAUGAGGGGCCCAAAUGCCAGCUCCUAUAACCGUUUAGUUUGCCACACGACCUGCUGUGCCGCCAUGUUUAACUAAAGUUUGUUUUUCUCCCACACUCUUUUUCAAAGGACAUAACUACUACGGACCAUUUAAUUUUACUUGUGUUAAAAUGCUAUUUAUGACUGACGGACUACAAAAUAGAUUUUGGUAUGCAAAUAAUGCUAAGGUUAGUAUAAUUACUAAAUUGAUGCCUGGUCUGGGAAGUAAGAAAUAAAGACGUCUAAUAAUGCUAACAAUACUGUGAAUGAGCUGUGGGAAAUUAAUGGUACACCCCUUUUUAUUAUUUUUUUUCUUGGGUGGAUAAAAGUUAUGUUUUUUUUUUUUUUGGUUUGUUUGUUUUAUGUUACAUUGCAUCUGAUUAUUUUUAACAAUAAAAUCAGAGAUUUUAUUGACUAAUUUCAA